Molecule: messenger RNA, 1676 nt
Organism: Biomphalaria glabrata
Lineage: Eukaryota; Metazoa; Mollusca; Gastropoda; Planorbidae
Product: bifunctional arginine demethylase and lysyl-hydroxylase JMJD6-like
Exons: 10
Coding region: 87-1445 (452 amino acids)
Biological process (GO): phagocytosis
Cellular component (GO): cytoplasm; nucleus
Molecular function (GO): histone H4R3 demethylase activity; P-TEFb complex binding
Source: RefSeq, a predicted model, not a curated record
UUCGGACUUUCCCGAUAAAAAUAAAUGUGUGUAUGGUAAAUACAUGUACCGUGUGGAUUUUAUUAUAAAAAAUUACAAAUAUUUCUAUGGAACACAGAGCUGGUAAAAGAAUAAGAGAAGCAAAGUCAAAGGCAAGACCUGAACUGUACAAAGAGUCUAAUGGCUGGUAUGCACACAACUACGUGGAAACAUUUGAUCUUAGUAAAGAACUAGUCAGAGACAAUGUAGAAAGGGUGGAUGCCUCACUCUUAAGUGUUGAGGAGUUUCAAGGCCUAUAUGAGAAAACAUAUACACCAGUAGUCCUUACAAAUUGUCAGAAAGAUUGGGCAGCUACAUACAAGUGGAGCACUAGACGCUUGGCCAAAAAAUAUAGAAAUCAGAGAUUCAAAUGUGGGGAAGAUGAUUCAGGCUACUCUGUGAAAAUAAAACUGAAAUAUUUUGCUGAGUAUAUGGCACACAAUAAAGAUGACAGUCCUUUGUAUAUAUUUGACAGUAAUUAUGGAGAGCAUCCCAAACGCAGAAAACUUUUAGAAGAUUAUGAAGUGCCCAAGUUUUUCAGAGAUGAUUUGUUCAAAUAUGCCGGGGAACAACGGAGGCCGCCAUAUCGUUGGUUUGUUAUGGGGCCAGCAAGGUCAGGAACAGGUAUUCACAUUGACCCAUUAGGGACCAGUGCUUGGAAUUCUUUAGUUGUUGGACAUAAGAGAUGGUGUCUUCUACCAACUUGUACUCCUAGAGAACUCUUAAAGGUUACAUCAGAAAUUGGAGGCAGACAGAAAGAUGAAGCCAUCACCUGGUUCAGAUACAUUUACCCCAAGGUCAUCAGCUCUGACUGGCCAGAUGCUUAUAAGCCUCUUGAAAUUCUUCAGAAGCCAGGUGAGACAGUCUUUGUGCCAGGUGGCUGGUGGCAUGUUGUCAUUAAUUUGGAUGACACAAUAGCAGUGACACAGAACUUCUGUAGCAUUAUAAAUUUUCCAAUAGUAUGGCACAAGACAGUCAGAGGAAGGCCUAAGCUGUCUAAAAAGUGGCUUAGGGCUCUGAAGAGUUUAAGACCAGAGGUUGCAGCAAUGGCCCACAAGAUUGACCUGAGUAAACCAACUGGCUUCAACUCAGACAGCUCAAGUUCAGCCUCCAGCUCAUCUAGCGACUCAAGUUCAGAGUCUGCAGACAGUGAGAGUGACUCUGAAUCAGAGUCUGCCAGUCGAUCAAAAAGGUCCAGACAUUCACGGUCACUCACUCCCAACGGAGGAUCCAUGACAGAUGUAACCACCCCUUCAACGCCGACUCGUCAGCACCAUGUGAGGUCACGGUCCAAAUCACUUUCGAGGUCAAACAUCUGCCUGGCCAAAGAACGAGACAGGGGAAGCUAUCAAGACCACAGGGAUAGAGACAGCAGGGAAUACAGGGACAGCCGAAGCAUCUCCAGCACACCCAAAAACUCUCGAUGACCUAAGCUUUGACAUUCUUAGUUGUUUUUAAUCUUGUGUCGCUCAGCCAGUUUUAACUUUUGUUCAUGUUGAUCUCUGUAGAUGCAAUCUACGGAAAAUAUUUCCAAUGGAUCAUACUGCUUUAACAUUGUAAUGGUUCUGAAACUAUUUGUGUAAUUCAUAAAAAAAUAUUUUAUGUGGAGGCUUGGUGAAUGUGUAUAAAUCAACAAAUAAAAAAGUUCAAUUUUAAUA